This is a messenger RNA of Saccostrea echinata, 681 nucleotides long. RefSeq lists its product as uncharacterized. The record is from RefSeq and is a predicted model, not a curated record. The transcript has 4 exons. The annotation marks the transcript as partial. Lineage: Eukaryota; Metazoa; Mollusca; Bivalvia; Ostreida; Ostreidae.
AUGAUUCUGAGUAUGAUUAUAGCUCUGGCUUUUCCAAGAAAGUCUUGUUCUUAUGAAAAUAUAGCACUUCUUAAACCUACAUGGCAAGCUACAACAUAUUUGAAUCAUUCUGGACUUGGACCAGAAAAGGCUGUUGAUGGACUUAAAUUCAACCGUUCUUGGUUUGGACACCAGUGCUCCAUAUCCACCACUGGUCAAACCACAGCCACCUGGUGGGUUGACCUUCAAGACAUCCUUAGUAUCCACCAUAUUAUUAUUUAUUACAGAACCGAUAACGUCCCUUGGGAUAGUGACAAUCACUUUACGACACGGUUUCUGGGCUUCUCGGUUUUUGUGUCAAAUACACGAAACAAGGAAGAUGGAACAUUGUGUUUCCAUGAUAACGAAUACAACAUCACAACAAUCGCAGAUGUCGUCAAUAUUACUUGUACCGUUCACGGACAAUAUGUUAUAUAUCAUAAUGAAAGACUUCUCACGAAAGAAUAUCCUCAGGACUAUUCUGAAACUGCUUUUAAUGAGUUGUGUGAAGUUGAAGUUUACGAAAAUAUCGCAUAUAAACAUCCGACCUGGCAGAAAACAACACAUCCUUCUAAUUUUGGACCUGAAAAGGCAGUGGAUGGUUUAAAAUCAGACUUUUCUGCAAAUGGUCAUCAAUGUAGUAUUUCUGCCAAUAACCAAAGG